UAUACGCAGGAUCUCUCGAGUUAUGGGAGACGUUCAAGAUCCCGCUUCAGCCGAGCGCGUGGAGCCAGGCUCGGUCAAUAUCCCGUUGGGCGAAUUCCCAGCAUCCUGCAAAUCCGCCUCCGUCGAUGCCGUUGGGACCGCUCAAGGUCUCGUCGACGCUUUCAACGAUGCUCUGUCGCAGAGCGACGGAAAGUACGGUGCGAUUGCGAAGCUGUUUCUAGAGGAGAACAGCUACUGGCGAGAUCACCUAGCUUUAUCAUGGGCGCUGAGAACCGUCAAAGGACGCCAUGAUAUAGUGCAGUUCCUGGAAAACAGCGAGACGCCGCCGAAGAAGAUUCAAAUUGAUUUUUCUUCCUCGUAUAGGGCGCCGCGUCUUGCGCCUAUUGAUUCUUGGGGGGAUGUUAAGGGGAUCCAGUUCUUCAUCACUUUUGAGACGGCUGUUGGAAGGGGUGAAGGCGUGGUACGGUUAGCGGAGGAGAAUGGGAUGUGGUUCAUCUUCACUAUAUCAAUGGUGUUGAAGGAGUUGAUUGGUUAUGAAGAGCCUGUGGGCAAGAGACGCGUCUUUGGGACGCAGCACGGGGAUGUUUUGGAGCAGAGGAAUUGGGCUGAAGUCCGCGAUGCUCAACGCAAUUUUGUGGAUAGCGAACCAAAGGUUCUGGUCAUAGGAGCUGGACAAGGCGGUCUUGCGGUCGCUGCCCGCUUGAGAAUGCUGAAUGUCCCGACCCUAGUGAUCGAAAAGAACAAAGAAAUUGGGGAUAAUUGGCGAAACCGCUAUCAUCAGCUGGUCCUUCACGACCCGGUUUGGUUUGACCACUUGCCGUACAUACCCUUUCCGUCCUACUGGCCUGUUUUCACGCCCAAGGACAAGCUGGCCGAGUUCUUCCAGUCUUAUGCCCAGAUGCUGGAUCUCAACGUAUGGUCUGACUCCAAUCUUGAUUCUGUUACUUGGGAUCCGCAUAUGCAACAAUGGACAGUCCAGAUCCAAAGGGGCCAAGUGGACGGUGGUGAGACCCGCACUUUCCAUCCACGACACAUCAUCCAGGCAACGGGGCACUCUGGUGAGAUCUACUUCCCUGAAAUCAAGGGCAUCGACACUUUCCAAGGGCAGCGCCUUUGCCACAGCUCCGAAUUCACAAGCCCAAGCCCAAGCUCUUCCCAACACCCAAAGAAGGCGAUUGUGGUGGGUAGCUGCAACUCGGGACACGACAUAGCCCAUGACUUCUACGACAAGGGUUAUGACGUGACUAUGGUUCAACGCAGUACCACCUGCGUCAUUUCUUCCGAGUCGACGACAAAGUUCGGGCUGAAGGGUAUGUACGAUGAGGAGAGCCCUCCAGUGGACGAUGCCGACCUAGUCCUCCAGCAUUUGCCGUCUGCUUUGUUCAAGGCCCAGCAGGCGAAGCUCACAAAAGCUCAGAACGCGCACGAUAAAGCGUUGCUCGAUGGACUCGCUAAAGCAGGCUUCGGUCUUGAUAAGGGUCCCAACGACGCAGGGUUAUUCACCAAGUAUUUCCAACGCGGCGGCGGGUAUUACAUCGACGUUGGUGCCUCGCAGCUCAUCAUAGACGGCAAGAUCAAACUACAGAAAACAGAGAUUGAUCAGGUUCUUCCCCGUGGGGUGCGGUUUCUCGAUGGCGUUGAGUUGGAAGCCGAUGAGAUUGUCUUUGCGACUGGCUAUCAGAACAUGAAGACUCGAACGAGGACUAUUUUUGGUGAUGAUAUUGCAGAUCAGGUGGAGAGUGUGUGGGGAUUCAACGGAGAGGGUGAGAUCAGGACAAUGUGGCAGAGGAGCGGGCAUCCUGGGCUGUGGUUCACUGGUGGCAAUUUCAUGCUCACACGGUAUUUUUCGAGGAUUUUGGCUUUGCAGAUUAAGGCUUUGGAGGAAGGCAUUGCGCAAGUCUGA
Molecule: messenger RNA, 1903 nt
Organism: Periconia digitata
Lineage: Eukaryota; Fungi; Ascomycota; Dothideomycetes; Pleosporales; Periconiaceae
Source: the annotation of a GenBank genome assembly